Molecule: messenger RNA, 2755 nt
Organism: Mirounga angustirostris (Northern elephant seal)
Lineage: Eukaryota; Metazoa; Chordata; Mammalia; Carnivora; Phocidae
Gene: DNAJB6
Product: DnaJ heat shock protein family (Hsp40) member B6
Exons: 12
Coding region: 187-1524 (445 amino acids)
Molecular function (GO): Hsp70 protein binding
Source: RefSeq, a predicted model, not a curated record
UUUGUUGUCGGAGAAAGGAGAGAAAGGAAAGCGCGAGGAGCCGCCGCCGCCGCCGCCGCCGCCACCGCCGCCAGCGCCGCCAGCGCCGCCGUGCCGGAGUCGAAGGGACCCGGCCGCCGCCCCGCCGCGCCUCCCGCUCGCCGCCGGCUCUCUGUCCUCGGACUCACUCCAACAGCCUGUUAAAACAUGGUGGAUUACUAUGAAGUUCUAGGCGUGCAGAGACAUGCCUCAGCCGAGGAUAUUAAAAAGGCGUACCGGAAAUUGGCACUCAAGUGGCAUCCCGAUAAGAACCCUGAGAAUAAAGAAGAAGCAGAGAGAAAAUUCAAGCAAGUAGCUGAGGCGUAUGAGGUGUUAUCAGAUGCCAAAAAACGGGACAUCUAUGACAGAUACGGCAAAGAAGGGUUAAAUGGUGGAGGUGGAGGUGGAAUUCAUUUUGACACUCCGUUUGAUUUUGGCUUCACAUUCCGUAACCCAGAUGAAGUCUUCAGGGAAUUUUUUGGUGGAAGGGACCCGUUUUCAUUCGACUUUUUCGGUGUUGUAGGUGACUUCCAUUUUCAGGCUCUCCGGAUUUACACACAGGAAGAGAAGCUUCUCCACGGCUACUACAUGUAUGAAGUGACGGUACAGCCUGCUGGGGAAGACCCAUUUGAGGACUUUUUUGGGAGUCGAAGAGGCACCCGUGGAAGCAGGAACCGAGGCACAGGGUCGUUUUUCUCUGCCUUCAGUGGAUUUCCGUCUUUUGGAGGAGGGUUUUCUUCUUUUGAUACAGGAUUUACUUCCUUCCCGUCACCAGGUCACGGGGGCCUCACUUCGUUCUCUUCCACGGCAUUUGCUGGUAGUGGGAUGGGCAACUUCAAAUCUAUAUCAACUUCUACUAAAAUGGUUAAUGGCAGAAAAAUCACUACAAAGAGAAUUGUGGAGAACGGUGAAGAAAGAGUGGAAGUGGAAGAGAACGGCCAGUUAAAGUCCUUAACGAUAAAUGGAGGAGAGGCGCCUUGCCGGCGAAGUCCUCUAGUCUUGGCAUGUUUUCCAGUUACUGAUACCUUCACAGUUUUCUGCUGUUCCUGGUUUGGUUUUUCUCCUUGUCGGUUGAGCACUUUGUGUUUCCAGGGAGCAUGGCCGUCCGUCGAGGCUCAGGAGGCGUCAGUCACUCUGGUGUGGCCGAUGAGGACGCUCUCCUGGAGGAGUGCCGGCGCAGAGGUCAGAGUGCGCUGCCUGCCCAGCCCACCAGCACCAGUGGCCACUCAACGAGGCCACACAGGCCGGCCUCCCUGCCCAAACCCGAGUCUCUCCACACGCGUGAAGAGGAGGACGAGCCAGGCAACCAGCGGGCCACCAGCAGCCCCUGGGACCCCUCCGUGCUCUCUGCAGGAUUCAAAGAAGGUGGCAAGAGGAAGAAGCAGAAGCAGAGAGAGGAAUCCAAGAAGAAGAAGUCGACCAAAGGCAACCACUAGACGGACUGCAGCCUCGCUCGCGCUGCCCGAGGCGGCGCCCAGGCCGGCUCCGUGCGGUAGUGCGUGUUAGCUAGCGGCGCCUGCUUUGCCCCUGUCCCGAGACCACACCUUCUCAGCACGGGCAUGCGGAGGACGCCUCAGUUGGCGCAGGGGCGGCGGGAGACGGGAGCGACGGUCGCGGGUGGCGGAGGCAUGGGUGGUGUGGAGCCUGCCCGACUGCCCUCGCUCCUCCCGGCACUAAAUCCGAUUGCGUCUCCUCGAGUGGUUAAGGACCCAGCGCCUUCUUUGCAGCUGCUCAGCCGCGACACCAACUUGUGAGAUACUUCUAGCGUUAGGGGUGUGAGGGGUGCCGGCAGAUAACGGAGUGUGUUCUCGGAAUGACUUUCUUUCUUCGUGGCGGUAGAUUUCUGGGAGCCAGGACGUAGUUAAGGGCAGGGUGACCGAGCGGCAUCGUGCAUCGGGUCACGGCCUCCAGGGUGCUCGUCCUUCAGACCGGGGGGCGGGCUAGACCUCCAAGCAGCGCUGCAGGGUGGCCUGGCCACAUCCUGGGGGGGCCCCAGGGGUGAAUCACUUUAGAUGUAAAGUCAUUCCUUACAUUUAUCGUAGUUUUAAUCUCUAGCCUGAACUUGACUUCAAAUAUUGUUUAAUUUUUGCUAAAUCCCAUCUUUUUUUUUCUUGGACCCUUAAUUCUUCUUAGCACAUUCACAGGAUCCUACAGAAUUUUGUUGGGUAAAUGCCAUCUCUGGGUCAUAGUUUGGGUCACGCGGGGAAGAACAGAUGAGGUGUUUACACACACACUCUCGCGAGAAGAUAUGAACAAGGAGGCGGAACGAAAUGUUUCCGUCUGUAAACAUUGUCUCCUUUGCAAACAUUUUUUUUUUCCUGGCAAGAUUCUGUGCGGUUUCCGUGCUUCUGCCUUUGCAUGAUCAGCUGCUUCUUAACCCUCUGCUACUGACUGGAUCCUGCGCUGCCUUAACCUUCCCUGCGCGCGCCCUGCCCGGGCCGUUCUCCGCCUCAACACGAGCGCGUGCUCACGGGGCGCAGCGGUGAGGGCCCCGGGCAGGGCCUGGGUGGGAUCGGGGGUGCCAGGGACUUGCAUCUGCGGCCGCGUCAUGGGCGUGAGAGCCAGAAAUGAGUGCAGCCGUUGUGAUUUUAAGAUGACUGUUAGGGAGAAGUUGGCUUUGUUUGGCUUUGCUGGGGAGGUGGUGUGGACUGGGGUUGACUGCUUGUUGUGGAAAAUGUGCCCGUGAAGGCCUCAUGUAUUUUCAGUGCUGCCUUACACAAAUAAAGCGUAAACGCAA